Messenger RNA from Erythranthe guttata (spotted monkey flower), 1222 nucleotides. Lineage: Eukaryota; Viridiplantae; Streptophyta; Magnoliopsida; Lamiales; Phrymaceae. The record is from RefSeq and is a predicted model, not a curated record.
CUAAUAAUACCCACGUUAGGACACAGACGUAGGUUUUUUCAAUUGAUCAGUUGCGAAAGUAGGAAAGUUUUGAUCUUUUAAUUUUUAUUUUUUGUUUUCUCAGCGAAUGAAUUAAACAAUGGCAAUGAAUUCGAAGAGCGACGCCCUUCUACCAAUUACGUUGACCGAUCCUCCGUCGAGGGCUCAAGAGAAACUCUUCAAUGGAUCCGCCAUGACUAAGGGCGGCGCGUAUGCCGCAAUCUCUUAUAUGAUUUGUGCUGUGUUCUUGGUGAUGUUCAAUAAGGCUGCUCUUUCUUCAUACAACUUCCCUUGUGCAAAUGUCAUCACCCUUUGUCAGAUGAUUUCUUCAAGCUGUUUUCUUUAUGCUCUAAGGCGCUUAAAUCUCAUUUCUUUUAGUACAAACGAACCUGUCGCGGCUCUCACUGAUACUUCCAAAACAUCGGUACCAAUCAAGACAUUGGUCAACACUUCCCCUCUUUCUCUAACCUAUUUGCUUUACAUGCUAGCCUCUAUGGAGUCUGUCCGGGGAGUAAAUGUACCUAUGUAUACAACCUUAAGGAGAACUACAGUUGUAUUUACAAUGAUGCUCGAGUAUAUCCUAGUGAGGCAGAGGUAUACACGCCCUAUUCUUGGAAGUGUGGCAUUAAUUCUAGUAGGUGCCUUCGUAGCUGGAGCUGGGGAUUUGUCGUUUGACUCCUAUGGCUAUACAGUUGUUUUGUUAUCCAACAUCGCCACUGCAGUAUACCUCACUACCAUAGCUCGCAUCGGAAAAUCUAGUGGCCUCAAUAGCUUUGGUCUCAUGUGGUGCAAUGGAGUUUUGUGCGCACCCAUUUUACUGAUGUGGAUAAUUUUCCAAAAUGACGUGCAAAUGACAAUGAAUUUCCCGUAUUUGCUAUCUCCUGGAUUCCUAGGGGUGUUGGUUAUGUCCUGCAUACUGGCCUUUUUCCUCAACUAUACUGUAUUCCUCAACACGACUCUCAAUUCUGCACUCACUCAGACAAUUUGUGGUAAUAUGAAGGACUUUUUCACAGUUGCACUCGGCUGGGUAAUUUUUGGUGGACUGGCGUUCGAUUUAGUGAAUGUAUUUGGGCAACUCCUCGGGUUCAUCGGCUCUGUAAUGUAUGCCUAUUUUAAGCUUAUUGGGAAAUGACAGAUUGCUUCAUCUAACAACAUUCACAACUUACUGGAAAUAUGACUGCCGAUUAGGAAUUUUUUUAACUGC